Molecule: messenger RNA, 10023 nt
Organism: Cavia porcellus (domestic guinea pig)
Lineage: Eukaryota; Metazoa; Chordata; Mammalia; Rodentia; Caviidae
Gene: Zbtb1
Product: zinc finger and BTB domain containing 1
Exons: 2
Coding region: 6561-8699 (712 amino acids)
Biological process (GO): regulation of transcription by RNA polymerase II
Cellular component (GO): nucleus
Molecular function (GO): protein binding; DNA-binding transcription factor activity, RNA polymerase II-specific
Source: RefSeq, a predicted model, not a curated record
GGACAUGUUUUUUCCGUUCACAAAAUGAGGACAGUAAAAAUUCCUAUCUCAGGAUGGUUAUGAGACUCAGUUGUGUGAUGUGUGGAAAAUGCUCUAUAAAAUGUCAAGCACGAUAUAAAUAAGUUGCUGACUGAAAUAAGCAAAAACUGAAAAGCAAAACAAAACUUACCUACUUCGACAUUUAUUCAUUCCAAAACAUCAGAUGUCAACUAAAUGUUAGGCAGCAUGUCAGAAGCUCAGAGGUUGCAUUGCUGACUAAGAUAAGGCUUCAGUGUCAAGGACUUAGAGCAGCAGGGUGCGGUAAUGACAGCAGCAACCUUAAAUGUGGAGAGAGAGAGAUACAGCAUCCCACUUUGGAUGCUGCAUUAUCUGUCACCCUACAAUGACAUGUGUGAGGUGGGCAGCACAUAAGCACGGUACCUGCCUUCCCCUCCAAUCAGAACUCUUCGAAAGAAACGAGAUAAACAUGGAGAAGUAAGCAAGGGAAAUUAGCAGUGUGGAAGGAAGGCUUUUGUUGUGUUUGUUGCGUUACAGUGAGAGAAAUCAUGAUUUUUUUUUAUGAUACUCUGUUGGCUUCAUUUCCUUGAAUUAUAACUAGAUGAGGAUGUUGAAUUUUCAGGAUUUUGGUUAGAAUUUUUAAAAAUACUAGAACCAUAGAAUUGGAAACAAUAUAGUGUUUUUUAAUUUUUUUAAUACAGUAUUCUUUUAAUUUGUUAAGAUCUGCUGAAAGAAGGAAACUGGGAGAUUCCUCUCAUUACGAUAGAAUAAGCUAAAAUCUUGGCCUUCAAGCUGCUUACAAGGUAGUGAGAGGGACCAGCACACAGAUGAAUUGUAGCCAGUUGCUAUUCAUGUGAUGCUGCCUCACAAUAAUAACUAAGAAAGUUACUGCCUCUUGUUAGGUGAGAAUAUUUGAGGCAUAAGUGGAUUAAGCAACCCAGGAAGGGCACUCUCUAGGUGGCAGAGCUCAGGCAGUUUGGUUAGUAUGUUCUAGUGCCUACUCAGUAUUCCUGUUCUGAUUAUUAAAAUAGAGUAUAAUACAGUACAUGCAAAGUAAGGACAAUACACAGAAAUAUGAAAUAGAAGAAGAGGAAGUUGUUAGAGUGUUUUUAGGAGGAGGUAAUAAGGGUGUUCUUAAGUGAUGUGUGGGAGGUUCAGACAAAACCAAUCAACAUGAGUAAAACCUACGAAUAAGCACAGCUCCUGCCUGGCAUGAAUCCAAUCCCCAGUUCCAAAGGAAAAAAAAAUGUUUGGAGAAAUACAUGAAGCAAUGUAGAGUGAGGGAAGACAGGGUUGGUUAGCAGGUAGUCCUGUGUGGCUUGAACACGAAGCUGGAAGUAGGGCGUUAGCCAAAUAGAAGAGUGGGUGGACAGAGAGGUUCUUUGGAUGUUUACUAAUGAGAUAUACCUUAGCUUGAGGAUAUAUGAAGGGGAACUAUGGCAAGAGAAUGACAUGAUCUUAAUUUUUGUUUUUGUGCAUCCUCUAAGUGAAGGGAAGAUUCAAGGGAGGAGGUCAGAAGCUUGUUUUAAUAACUUGGAGUUAAUAAUAGAGGCUUCAUAAGGGCAAAGAAGGUAGGGAUGAAAUGAGGGGCAGAUUUGAGAAAUACAAGUAGGGAAAUUGGUAAAGCAGUAGUUUGUAAGUUCCAGGUGACACCCAAGUAGCCUGAAUGAUUGAUUUGUAGUGGUGGAAGCUGAGACAGAAGAUAGAGGAGCAGUUUUACUUGGACCCCACUCAGGCUGAAGACACAGAGUGAAUAUUUUGGUAUAGACAGAAGUCCUACAAAAUGAAUCCUGAGACCACAAAUACCAUGUGCAGAAAGGGACUUCCUGGUGAAGUCACUUUUAGCUGAGAAGAGCCAGCUGUUUACACAGUGCCCUCUGGUGGUCAUAGUGCCUGAGGCCUCCUUAGGUUGAACAGAUGAGAAUGUAGUCAGCCUGGAUUAAAUACCCUUUACUCCUGGAAGGAAAGAAAAUAUUACAAAAACCAUUAAGUUUGCUCUGCCUUAUGUGUGGAUGAAUUCACUAAUUCAGUUCAUAAGCCAUAAUGCAGUUGAGUUGUCUCACUUACCAAGUUACUUAGUUAACCUUAGCUAGACUGUGCCUUGGAAAAAAGCAGAACAGGAAUUUGAUUGCCUAUGAACAAAAUUCAAGAAUUGAAGCCUUACAGCAUACUUAAGAGCACUUGCCUAGGUCCUUACAAAAAAUUAAAGUAUUAGACAUUGAUUUUCAAUGAGUAUCUAGUUUCUUGGGCCAUAAGAUACUGAAAUGGUGGGCAUCAGAGAUUGGCACACCUUUUAGAAGUGCAAACUGUUGUCUUGGUAAGGAGACCAAAAUAUCAACCUGCCAGAAGUCUCUAAAAGCAUUAUAGUCUGAGGACAUUUAGUGUAGGCAAAAGGAAAAAAAAUUUCCCAUUACUGCAGAGUGAACCCAGGGCCUUCACGAGGAGAUAUACCCUCAACCCUUUCUGAGCAAGGUCUCACUAAGUUGCCCAGGCUCUGCUCACAUUGGCAGUCCUGCCUCAGCCUGCUAAUGCUGGCAUUUCACAGGCAUGUUCCUCCAUGCCCGACCAACUGCAAACAACCUUUGCCAAUUUGACCAGCACUGGUAUUUCAGCAAAACAAUCGAUGUAGAGGACAAAACAGACAGGUGAUACCACACCUGAGACCAGUAAACAUAUAUGAAGAGCCCUAUACCAGGGUGAAGGAAACCAAGGUUUUAUCAUGGGAGCCAUUAAAACAGUGUGACUUUGAGUACAUCACUAACAUCUGAGGGUUUCAGUUUACUUUCUGGUCUAUAAAACCAUGGGUUGAACUUGAUCAUUUCAUAUAACUCUAUAAAUAUGUUUACAAUGAUGCCAUUAAGAUUCUUUAAAGAUUGGAUUACGCUUUGUGUGUGGGGGGGGGGGUGCUGGGGAUUAAACCCAGGGCCUUGUGCGUGCAAUGCAAGAACUCUACCACUGACCCACAUCCCUAGCCGGAUUGUGCUUAAUUUAAAAGGGAAAAAAAAAAAAAAAAAAAACAUAUACAAAAGUCCUUUGAAGAGUAUGAUUAUUCCUAUUUUAGAGCUGGGAAAAGUAGGAUUAGAGAGGUAAAAUAAGUUUCCUCAUGCCUGCAUAAGUAAUAGAAGUGGCGUUCAAAUCUAGCAGUCCUGCCUUUCUGGACUCUUUUUUUAAUUCUUUCAUUUGACAAGCAUGUAUUUAAAUGCCAAGUAUGUGGGAAGAGUAUGCUAAACAUAAGGACCAUUGAGCCGCAUGUGUGUCCUCGAGGGGUCAGUAUAGUAGGCAGUACUGUACCAUACUGCUCCUUAGAUCUCAGUGCUAGUGAAGCACGUGAUACUGCAGCAUUGUUGGGAUUCACACACAGUUUGGUUUUAAAAGACUUAGGGUAUGAGCAUGAAACUGAGCCUCCAUUUACAACAUUGUUUUUUGGGGAAUAUAUAUUUCAGGUUCCAAAUAAUUUAAAAAUAAGUUUUGGAAUAUAGCUAAUUAAGUUUCAGAACUUCCUAUACUAAGUACUGAAUUUAUAGUUUAAUAACAAGCCAGCAUCCUUAGCCUAAAUGGUGAAUGAAAUUUCUAAACUUCAUCAUGUCUGACAUUUAAAUGGCUUAAAGUAAAACCUUUUUUCUUUUAGAGCAUCUUCUGGUUAUUCCAGAAAGUUUCAAGGAGGGAAGCUAAGGGAUUUAAUCACUUUAAUGUUUGGACUGUAUGUCUUGGAAAGAAAUGCUGCUGAUCUGCAUUUGUUUUUGAGUCACCAGGGAGUAAAUAAUCUAGGGUCUUCUGCAAGCUAAGCAAGUGCUCUAUCACUGACUUACAUCCCCAGGUCCUGCUGUGAUACUUUUAUAGGUGGUAAAGUCUUCAAGACCAUGAUCAUAGAUUGGAGAGGCAUACUGCUGUGCUCUGAUCCCAGAAAAAAAAAUUUUCUUGUACUAGGAAUCGAAAUAAAGACCUUCUGCUUGUCAAUCAGGCACUCGUGCCCCUUGAGCUGUAUCCCCAGCUCCAGAAAGUCUUCUCUUUAUGGCAUGUGUGUAACAUUGUAUGCCUCUGCCUUUGUCAGCUUUUCAUCACUACAAUAAAAUACCUAAGGCUGAAUAACUUAUACAUCUGCCUAAAUAAAGCCCAAUACUAUAGUGAGGCUUAACAAAUGUUAGCUGUUCACAUUAAUAUUGUGUAUGGUAUACCCUACCUUCAUAAUCUUCAUCCUCAAUUUAAUAAAGCAAAUCUGCAUUCCCUUUCAUUACAUUUCUAGCUAAACUGUUGUAUAAUUCUUUAUUGUGAUCCCAAAUAUUAAGUACAGUUAUAUAAGUAUCAUAACCCCUUUUCUAAUUUUCUUCACAAUCCAACAAGUUAUACUUGUAAUCCCAUUGAGACAUUGGAAUCCCAGCAGAGUUAAUUCCAAUCUACCCCACCACCAAUGCAACCCACAGUGAGAGUAAAGACAUCAAGACAUAUUCCAAGGGAAGGGCAGCCAAGGGGUCCUUAGUCCAAUCACUGUGAGGACACAUGGACAAAGGCCAUGAUCCUAGGCCUCUCCCAGAAUUUAUCCUGUGAAGAAGGGGGGUGGUUCAGGGAUGAGUGACACAAGAUGGCGGGAAUUACAUGAAUAAUUUGAGCUAGCUAUCCAGGUUGGGAGAAAAGCAUCUCUGCAAAAUGCAGAGAUAUGCAGAAGGUUGAUUUGCAUAAUUCUAUUAAGGUAGCAACUGAAUUGUAGGAAGCUGAUGCUUUGGUUUCUGAUAUGUAAACUUUUGUGCUCUGGGGAGUCAUAGCCUCUUUACCUUGAGACUCAUGCCAUUCCUGGAGCUAAUGGCUCUAACAUCGAAGGGCCUCAUAUCUUUUACAGUGAGCACUAUUCAGGAAAUAGGAGACUGAUGGCUCUAGAGAUUACAUAUCAAUGCCUCCGCAAGCCUUAUUUGUGAUGUUAGAGCCAAUUAAAAAGAAAAUACCAUAGCUAGCUCUCUACUUACCAGUACAAGGAAAUAAGUCUCCAUAUAAUCAAAGUUGCAGCAAUUGUUUUGCCUUCAAGGAGAGUCACUGGAGUUGUCUCCCACAGUUCUUCACAGUUGUUUACAUACAUAUCUGUACAAAUACCUGAAAUACCUUUUCCUUUGCCUUCUUUUUUUCCCUAUCCUAUUCAUUCAAGGCUCCACUUAACUCCUACAUGCUUUCUAAAGCUUACAGUUCUGGUAUAAUUCCUGCUUUUCUUGUAACUUCUUGGUGUACUUUAUUCAGUGUAAUUUAGCACCUAAUUGUUCUUUGGUUUCAAAUUUAACCCCUCAUAUAUAAUUAGCUCUCCUCUAUACAUCUUUCUGCGCCUCAGUGCUUUACCUCACCAUAGUAACAUGGUGGGUGUGAGGAACAUUCUGAUACUCCCAUUUCGAAACUAUGAGAAUCCUUUCAUUACAUUUCUAGCUUUUAAAAAAGAUAAUCCUCCAGUUAAAUAGUCCUCCAGUUAAAAUCCAUAUAUUUAGUCACAUAAGACAAAUAAAAAAAAAUAAAUAUAUUUACAAGUAUCCUUUAUCCAAAAUACUUAGGACUUGAAGUGUUUCAGAUUUUUGGACAGAGUUUUCCUGGAUUUUGGAAUGUUUUUAUGGUUUUUAAUGACAUGUUGGCACUCAAAAAAGUGUAGGAGUUUGGAUUUUGUAUUUUCAGAUUAGAGAUGCUCAACCCCUACUUGAAUACUUCUUGAGUUUUAGAGGUAAUGUAGACCUUUAAAUUAUCACUUGACCAAGGCUGGAGCAAAAAGAACUUCCAGCAAUGCUGUUAUUUCCAAUAUAAGAGAUAUGCCAUAGAGGAAAAUUACUUCUGAAGUUUUACUGUGCGUGAGAAAUGGGCAAAACCGUUUACACAGAAUAACUUAGGGAACAUGUCUGUUGAGUAAGACUAAAAGGACAUGUAGAGAUAAAACCAUAUUGCACAUAGUAUUCAGAUAGGAGCAGUGACUUGAGCAGCAGCAGUGCCUGGUCAGUGAGCUGCAUCCAUACUAAGGACCGUGUGCAGUCCUGGUGGGCGUGGUGUGCUGCAGGCCACAUGCACAGCACUGAGGAGGGCGUAUUUGCUGUCUGGGUAGAUAGGAGGCCUUGCUCUGUAGCCCUAGUCCCUACUUUAACAUAGCUAUAUUCUGAUACAUAGUUUAGGGCUCUAGAUGGUUGCCUUCUUCCAUAAAAUACUCUAAGCAAUACAGAUAUCUAAAUUAGUAUGUUUAUUGUGUGUAGUGGCUGUUUUUGAAUUUGAGAUGAAGUCAUUUAAACUUAAAUUUUUAAAAUUCAGUAUGAAACUUUUGGAUUAUCUAACUCCUUUUUCUUGCUGUAGUGCCGCACCCUGGCUGUCAUCGUAGCUUAUAGAAACAAUCUCCUCCAUGUAAAGGGUGUGUUCUUUUUGAGUCACACUUGAAGGCUCUGCCCUUAGCUCCAUCCCAUGUCUUUCAGCUGUAAUAAACUUGUUCUUCCAGUGAUGCAGCCAGUAACAGACAAAAAUGAUUACAGGCCUGGAAAUCUCACUCUACUAAAAAUGGAUUCGAGGCUACAUUUUUGUGAAAUAUUUUACCUUUUGAAUAAGGUCUCUACUAGAAGAUGGCAAAGCCCAGCCAUAGCAGCUACGUCCUUCAGCAGCUAAACAACCAAAGAGAAUGGGGUUUUCUCUGUGACUGUUGUAUUGCAAUUGAUGACAUUUACUUUCAAGCACACAAAGCAGUUUUAGCUGCCUGUAGCUCCUACUUUAGAAUGUUUUUCAUGAACCAUCAGCACAGUACUGCACAAUUGAAUCUCAGCAACAUGAAAAUCAGUGCUGAGUGUUUUGAUCUCAUUUUGCAAUUUAUGUAUUUAGGAAAAAUUAUGACAGCUCCUUCCAGUUUUGAACAGUUUAAAGUGGCAAUGAACUACCUACAACUGUACAAUGUUCCUGACUGCUUAGAAGACAUACAAGAUGCAGAUUGUUCUAGUUCAAAAUGUUCAUCUUCUGCUUCCAGCAAACAGAAUACCAAAAUGAUAUUUGGGGUAAGAAUGUAUGAAGACACUGUGGCUAGAAAUGGCAGUGAAGCCAACAGGUGGUGUGCAGAGCCAAGUUCAACAGUAAAUACACCUCAUAAUAGAGAACCAGAUGAAGAACCUUUGCAAUUAGGUAAUUUUCCUGAGCCACUGUUUGAUGUAUGUAAGAAAAGUUCUGUGUCCAAACUAUCUGCUCCAAAAGAAAGGGUGUCACGACGCUUUGGACGGAGUUUUACUUGUGACAGCUGUGGAUUCGGCUUUAGCUGUGAAAAAUUACUAGAUGAACAUGUGCUUACUUGUACUAAUAGACAUUCAUACCAAAACACAAGAUCUUACCACCGAAUAGUAGAUAUUAGAGAUGCAAAAGACAGUAACAUCAAAGCUGAGUUUGGCGAAAAGGAUUCAUCUAAAACAUUUUCUGCACAGGGAGACAAAUACAGAGGAGACACAAGCCAGGCUCCUGAUGAUUCCACUUCAACCACUGGAAGCAGAAAAAGCACAGUGGAGUCUGAACUCGCCAGCGAAGAAAAAAGCAGGGCUGCUGAGAGGAAAAGAAUCAUCAUUAAGGUGGAGCCUGAAGAUAUUCCUACAGAUGAGCUGAAAGACUUUAACAUUAUUAAAGUCACUGAUAAAGACUGUAAUGAAUCCACUGACAAUGAUGAAUUAGAAGAUGAACCUGAAGAACCAUUUUAUAGAUACUAUGUCGAAGAAAAUGUUGGCAUUAAAAAAACUGGCAGGAAAACUCUGAAACCUCGGAUGUCAAUAAAUUCUGAAGAGAGAGGUGCUUUAGAAAAUCUGAGGCCCCCUAACAACAGCAGUCCAGUACAAGAGGAUAGCGAAAAUGCCUCUUGUGAGCUGUGUGGACUCACCAUAACAGAAGAGGACCUGUCAUCUCAUUACCUAGCCAAACACAUCGAGAACAUCUGUGCGUGUGGCAAAUGCGGACAGAUCCUCGUCAAGGGUCGACAGCUUCAGGAACACGCUCAGAGAUGUGGAGAACCCCAAGACCUGACCAUGAAUGGGCUAGGAAAUACUGAGGAGAAGAUGGACAUGGAAGAAAACCCUGAUGAACAGUCUGAAAUAAGAGAUAUGUUUGUUGAAAUGCUGGAUGAUUUUAGGGACAGUCAUUACCAGAUAAACAGUAUCCAAAAAAAGCAGUUAUUUAAACAUUCUGCCUGUCCUUUUCGAUGUCCUAAUUGUGGCCAGCGUUUUGAAACUGAAAAUCUAGUGGUUGAACAUAUGUCUAGCUGCUUAGAUCAAGAUGUGUUUAAGAGUGCCAUUAUGGAAGAAAAUGAAAGAGAUCAUAGGCGAAAGCAUUUUUGUAAUCUUUGUGGGAAAGGAUUUUAUCAGCGGUGUCAUUUAAGAGAACAUUAUACUGUUCAUACUAAGGAAAAACAGUUUGUCUGUCAGACAUGUGGGAAGCAGUUUUUAAGAGAACGUCAGUUGCGUCUGCACAAUGAUAUGCACAAAGGUAUGGCCAGGUAUGUCUGUUCCAUUUGUGAUCAAGGAAACUUCAGAAAACAUGACCAUGUACGGCAUAUGAUUUCUCAUUUAUCUGCUGGUGAGACUAUAUGCCAGGUCUGCUUUCAGAUAUUCCCCAAUAAUGAACAGUUGGAGCAGCACAUGGAUGUUCAUCUGUAUACAUGUGGAAUAUGUGGAGCAAAAUUUAAUUUGAGGAAAGAUAUGAGAUCACACUAUAAUGCCAAGCAUUUGAAAAGAACCUAAGUGAUUUUCUACUGUAUUAAUGUCUAGUCAAUAGCAAAUAAAACACCAAAGCAAAAAAGAAUAUGAGCUAUUUAGAAAUCGAUUUUAUAAGAUGAAUUGUUGAGAAAAAUUUCAAGGCCCUUUUAUCAUUAAUAUUUUUAUUUAGAAUCUUAAGUAUCUACACUUUAGGUGUUAAAUGCUUAUUUUUGUUGUUAAUAGCAUUUUUUGUUUCUAGUUUUCUUUAAAAUUACUUUUAAAUGUAGACAAUAAGUUGUUGUUACCCCUUCAAUGAUAUUAAACUUUAGUUUUUUUAUAAAUAAGGUGAUGACUUCACUAUUUCUAUGUGCUUUUUUUUUUUUUCUUUUUCUUUUUUAAGGUUAUCCUGUGAAAUCUUAAGCCAGCAUCAUUGGCCAUUUCUGUUUAAAGUUUGAAAAAAUUUUUUAAAUUAUUAUUUGAAAUUAUUCCAUUCAGAUUUAGUGGGGUUUUUUUGUUUUGUUUUGUUUUGGUUUUGGUUUUUUUUGUCUUUUGUCAACUGAACAGCAGAUUAGCUACUGUUUAUUGUCCCGUCUUAUCAGUGAAACUCAUAUUCUUAAAUUGACAAGCUUCUUAGGCAAGUUAGGUGCACUGAAUGUAACCUUUAAGGUUGACAUGGGCUCAAACUUGGCCUAAAAAGAUUCAUUGACCUGAGGAAAUUACUAUAAAUGAUCAUUUCCUAUAAUUGAUAAAAUAUUAUCAUUUAAUCACAUUUAAAACUUAUAUUAAGUGUAAAUCCCAAUGACUUUCCCUCACUUGUGAAGUUGGUGGGGAUAAGCCAUUUUGUUUUGUGAUAUGAAAUUUAACUAUGAUAGUUAAUUAAAAGACAUAUUCAUUAAAAAUAUUUUAAUUUAAAUUCUGAUUUCUAAAGUGUGUUUAUCAAUUAUUUUUGUUUAUAAAUAGAUUUUAAUAGCUUUAUAGGAAUAUCUAAAGGAAAGUGAUUUUUCACCUUUAAAAUGACAUACUUUUGGUACUUUGAGAUUUGAGAAAGCUGCCAUGUAUAUUAAUAAAUCUAAUAAAGAAAUCAAUUAUAAAUCUGGUUGUUCUAUAAAAAUAGAAUGCACAAAAUUGUGUUGUGUCUUAUACUAAGAUUUGGAGAAACUGUUGUGGCAAAUUGCAAUUUAUGAUGCUUUAUUUCUGUAAAGGAUACAAAAUUUGAGGAGUAUCAAUCACAACAUAAAUGGAAACAGUUUAUCAUUUUUCAACUAAAGUAGUAUUGUUAGUUGUUAUUGACAUAGGGUCUAUAUCAAUUACAUGUGAACUAAAACACUGGCAAACCUGACCCAUCAAUAAAUAAAUAUACUGAAUAGAA